Molecule: messenger RNA, 667 nt
Organism: Aplysia californica (California sea hare)
Lineage: Eukaryota; Metazoa; Mollusca; Gastropoda; Aplysiida; Aplysiidae
Product: cytosolic phospholipase A2
Biological process (GO): glycerophospholipid catabolic process
Cellular component (GO): cytosol
Molecular function (GO): calcium ion binding; calcium-dependent phospholipid binding
Source: RefSeq, a predicted model, not a curated record
UCUCUCUCUCUCUCUCGACCUUAGUCCUCUAUUACAAGCCAACCGCAGCCUCAAGCCUACUACUUUACAUUACAAGAAACGCAACCCCCUCUUCAACGAAAUCGGGACAGCUAGCAGCGAGCGAGAAAAAGCAGGUCUCCUUUCCGCUGCAGAUAUAUAACGAAGCGUUAUUGUUGUCUACACUACAGAAGCGUCGAGGAAAGGCGAGAUAGAGCCUAGCCUACAGGCGGGGCUUUGCUGGUUUUAGCAAGUAAAGAGUUAUGCGAGACAGGGUGGCUGUGCUUAAGUUUUCGUGAAGGGGGGAAUGUAACGGCUUUCAUCGGCUUUUGUGCUGUGUCAAUGUCGUGGAGUCUUUGGCUCAGAGACGUUUGAUGGGUUAAGAAGCGGGUUGCUUUUCUCCACGCAUCGUUUCAGAAUCUCUUGACUUGAAAGCUACGGAUAUACGACGUUAACGCCCUCCCAGAGGUCACACAAUGCCUGAGUUUCCAGAAUUGAAAUCCAGGAAGUUCAAGGAACCCGAAUUAUUUUGAAGCAGUCUUCAAGACAUUUUGCCUACCACGGAUUAUUUUUUUGCCUGCCACAGUUCUGCCUCAGCAUCGUGAUGUCAAAUUUUCGGAAGAAGCUUCCACGCUCCGAGCCAGCAUUCGAUCCUUUCCAAGUAUUCGAA